This is a messenger RNA of Styela clava, 2619 nucleotides long. RefSeq lists its product as uncharacterized. The record is from RefSeq and is a predicted model, not a curated record. NCBI's taxonomy places the organism in Eukaryota, Metazoa, Chordata, Ascidiacea, Stolidobranchia, Styelidae. Gene Ontology annotation, molecular function: protein binding.
UCGCGUUUAAAUAGCUACGCCUACGAAUACAAAAUGGCAACGCAAACUCUUUCAGCUGGCACCAACUAUUCGAAAGGAAUUCUUGUUUCAAUCAGAGAAAUGACAGAAACCUCUGACUUUACAAUCAAAGUUGCCGGAAAAUCAUUUCCAGUCCAUCGCAACGUAAUAACAGCUGCAUCAAGCUAUUUCAGAGCGAUGUUUUCAAGCAACAUGAAAGAAGCCCAGCAAGGUUUAGCUAACAUGAAAACUAUAAAGCCCUCUAUAAUGGAGAAGUGUAUCGACUUCAUGUAUACCGGCGAAGUCGAAGUUCAAAUUGACGAGAUUCAAGAUAUUCUGCAUGCAUCGAGCCUACUACAGUUGGAUGCACUAACUGAACUUUCCUUUGAAUAUCUACAAGAGAAUCUCUCGGUGAACAAUUGCCUUGUUGCGGUAUUCCUAGCCAAACUUUAUGAUCGAGUUAAUUUACUGAACAUAGCCGAAAAAAUAGUUUAUGAUAAAUUUGAAGAAGUGGUUUCUACAGACACUUUUUCAGCCAUUUCAUGUGACGACAUAACUCGUUAUCUGUCUAAAGCAGAAGAAAGCCAUGAAAUAAAAUGGAACGCAAUUGUUACAUGGCUUUCUGUUCGACAUGAAGAAGUGGAACGUACUCUACCAAAGCUAAUGAAUUCGAUCAAAAACAUCCCGGUCAAUUGUUUGCUUGAAACGAUUCUUAAUGAACGAAUGGUGUUCAAAAACAAACAGUUAGUGCAAUGCGCCAUUGGCCGUUUAUUUUCAAGUAUUGAAGAAAUUAAAAAAAAUGUUAGUCUCGAAAAUUUCAUAAAUUUGAGAAAAACGUGGAAAACACAAAAGAUAAAAAUAGAAGGUCAAGUUGCAAAAGUGAUGAAUGACUUUUUGGCGGAAAGUUUUGAGCAGCUUGCCGAGAGAGAUGAUUUCGUCGAGUUAAAUAAAGAAGAAAUCUUUUUAUUAUUUCAAUCCCCGAAGAUUAAAUGUUCGUCCGAAAUAAUCAAAUGGGAUGCAGCUUUGAAAUGGUCCAAGAAUCAUCCAAACAGUAAAAAAGUAUUUCCAAAAUUAUUUAAAUUAAUAAAACUUGAUGAUCUUUCAUUGGAUUUCAUCGGGGAAGUUGUUCGAACUGAACCGCUCGUCAGGAAUUCUCAUGGAUGUACUGUUAUGUUGAUGGAUGCAUUAUGCGCACACGGAAGCGUUUCAAAGAAACCCAGCUCUGUUGCAUCACUAAGGAGGGAUCCUCAUCAGCACAUUGCCUUUUUAGACAAGAAAAGUGGUCAAAUUAAUACUUGGAUCAUUUCAAAGAAAACUUGGCAUAAACUACCCGAAGUUAAAUUUGGAGUCGACAUGCAGAUUGUUAAUGUCAACAACGAUCUGUAUGUAUUAAGCGGAUCUAAACUAUUUCAUUGAAGAGGGGAUACAUCCUGGUCCAUUAAGGGUAAUAUAAGAUGCAAAUCUGGAUAUCGUAAACUUGUCGCUUUUCAAGACAACAUAUAUCUAGUACAAGAAAAAUUCACGCUGUGCUAUGACCCCCUUGGUAAUAGUUUCAAAGACAAUUUACCAGGAUGUGGAUUAGUUUAUGGGUUUUGUGCGGUAGCAACAAGCGCGUUCAUUUAUGCCAUGGGUGGACUCUUUUCAGAUCGAAGAGUAGAAAAAUUUAACCCAGUCACAAAAACUUGGACAAGACUUUCUCCAAUGCUAAAUCCAAGGCGCCACGCUGCAGCAGUUGAAUUCAAUGGAAAAAUUUUUGUUAUCGGAGGCGAGGAUGGACAUCGUGUAUCCCACUCUGUCGAAAGUUAUAACUUCGAAACCAAUACAUGGACGGAAGUAGCAAGGAUGUGCGUUCCUCGAUGGGAUCUCUUCGCCGUUGUGGAUGAUAAAAACAUAUUUGCAGUAGGGGGAGGAAAUACUGAUGGCUCGACCAACUCUGCUGAAGUCUAUGAUCCGAAUUCAAACCAUUGGUCAACUUUACAAAUAGAUGGGCUUCCAACGAAAAGUUCGCUUACAGGAUGUGUUUACUUUAUGUAAAAUAUUAUAAACGAAUCGAUGCAGAACAUCGCUCGCCAAUAACUCAGUUCGUUACUGAUUCUCAACGCUAUAAUUGCACUGUGUAAUCUUCGACUCUGGCCUUUAAUAUAAGAAGUCGCUGAAGAGUUGCUUUUAUUAACCUCGUAGUUCAUUUCCUAUCUCGUAUUGAUUAGUCAGCAUACAUCCUAAUGUGAUGAAUAAUUCCGAAAACUGCAUAAUCAUAUACAUUACCAACUUAUAUGUGUAUUUUUAAGCUACCCGCUUAUUUAAUAUUUAACAGACUACAACCGCAUUUCUGUGAAAUUUUUAUUGUCAGAUCUAGGUGUGGGCAAAAUCAAAUAUUUUUUCGAAUCGCAUAGUUCGAAUAAUUUUUACGAAUAUCGAAUUCAUUUUUUAAAUACAACAGGGGUCCAGGACGUCAGAGGUCGAUACUACCUUCGAAAUUAAAAGAAACGUUGAAAGGUCGGCAACGAUGCGUUUUUUUUACUCGUUCAAUUCAUCAAAAUCUCUAAUUGUUUUUGUCAUCGUUUUGGCUGCGAUAUCCUAAAGUUGGUUAUCUAUAUUCCCGUCUGGCAUAUCCGUGCGUUC